AUGCCUGUUCCAGGAAUAUUAAAGGGUGUCCGUUUACAGGAGAAAUAUGUCAAUAGGGUUCCUGGUCGGUCUCUUCUAAAAAACAAUCUUCUCCUGCAACAACACUUGUCGACGCACGCUACAUUAAAUUCGCUCCCGCAUACUCGUCCCAAGCCUUAUACCGCACCCGUUUGGUAUACUCUUCCACUGUUAAUCAUCCCCAGUAUCGCUAGCAAGAGUAAAGACGGGACAUUUACGGUCGAACCUCUGCACCCCAAGUUCGCCAAAGUGUUCUUACUAAACCGUGUCGACUACCUCCGUCCUCCCAAGAACUAUAUUGUAUCACAAGCGUUUCUCUUGUGCUCCUGUCCGCCUUGCGAACGCAGCAAGCGUCAACAAGAUAGUAUUUGUUCCCUGUCUUUCUGCUUUGUGAAGGAACAAGGCCCUUUCCUCGAUCCAAAAGACCUCUUUUCAAUGUUCACAGACUCUGGCCCCAGGCCCGAUCCACCCCUGCCCUUUUUACUUCGUUUCUAA
Molecule: messenger RNA, 513 nt
Organism: Gamsiella multidivaricata
Lineage: Eukaryota; Fungi; Mortierellomycota; Mortierellomycetes; Mortierellales; Mortierellaceae
Exons: 4
Coding region: 1-513 (170 amino acids)
Source: RefSeq, a predicted model, not a curated record